Molecule: messenger RNA, 2162 nt
Organism: Oryza sativa Japonica Group (Japanese rice)
Lineage: Eukaryota; Viridiplantae; Streptophyta; Magnoliopsida; Poales; Poaceae
Source: RefSeq, a predicted model, not a curated record
UCCCAUUGUGAUUUAAUGCUUUAAUUUUGGCAACAAUCUCCUGGAUAUAAAUGUACACGCAUAAUUAGAUAGAUCAUCUAUCUAUAUAUAUAGGUGUGCAAGUUCAAGUGCAAGAGCACAACACCCUUAUUAAUCCCUAAUUACCAAACACUCUCAUCGAUCGAUCUCGCGGAUUAAUUAAAGUGGUAUUAGCGAGCUUAAACGCGCCGCUAAUGGCGGCGAUUUACCUGCUGAUCGCCGCGCUGAUCGCCUCCUCCCAUGCACUCGCCGCGCAUGGCGCCGGCGGCGGCGUUCCGUUGGCGGCGGCGGCGCCUCUCCCGUUCCCCGGCGACCUCGCCGCGUCCGGCAAGCUCCGGACCGACCCGAACGCCACCGUGCCGGCGUCGAUGGACUUCGGCAACAUCACGGCGGCGCUGCCGGCGGCCGUGCUGUUCCCGGGCUCCCCCGGCGACGUGGCGGAGCUCCUGCGCGCCGCCUACGCCGCCCCGGGGCGGCCGUUCACCGUCUCGUUCCGCGGCCGCGGCCACUCCACCAUGGGCCAGGCCCUCGCCGCCGGCGGCGUCGUCGUCCACAUGCAGUCCAUGGGCGGCGGCGGCGCGCCGCGGAUCAACGUGUCGGCGGACGGCGCGUACGUGGACGCCGGCGGCGAGCAGCUGUGGGUCGACGUGCUCCGCGCCGCGCUGGCGCGCGGCGUGGCGCCGCGGUCGUGGACGGACUACCUCCACCUCACCGUCGGCGGCACCCUCUCCAACGCCGGCGUCAGCGGGCAGACUUACCGGCACGGGCCACAGAUCUCCAACGUGCUCGAGCUCGACGUCAUCACCGGGCAUGGCGAGACGGUGACGUGCUCCAAGGCGGUCAACUCGGACCUGUUCGACGCCGUCCUGGGCGGGCUGGGCCAGUUCGGCGUGAUCACGCGCGCGCGCGUCGCCGUCGAGCCGGCGCCGGCGCGGGCGCGGUGGGUGCGCCUCGUGUACGCCGACUUCGCCGCCUUCUCCGCCGACCAGGAGCGCCUCGUCGCGGCGCGGCCCGACGGGUCGCACGGGCCAUGGAGCUACGUGGAGGGCGCGGUGUACCUUGCCGGCCGCGGCCUCGCCGUGGCGCUCAAGAGCUCCGGCGGGUUCUUCUCCGACGCCGACGCCGCGCGCGUCGUCGCGCUCGCCGCGGCGAGGAACGCCACCGCCGUGUACAGCAUCGAGGCGACGCUCAACUACGCCGCGAACGCGACGCCGUCGUCCGUGGACGCGGCGGUGGCGGCGGCGCUCGGCGAUCUCCACUUCGAGGAGGGGUUCUCCUUCUCCCGCGACGUCACCUACGAGGAGUUCCUCGACCGGGUGUACGGCGAGGAGGAGGCCCUCGAGAAGGCCGGGCUAUGGCGCGUCCCGCACCCGUGGCUCAACCUGUUCGUCCCGGGCUCCCGCAUCGCCGACUUCGACCGCGGCGUCUUCAAGGGCAUCCUCCAGACGGCCACCGACAUCGCCGGACCUCUCAUCAUCUACCCCGUCAACAAAUCCAAGUGGGAUGCGGCGAUGUCGGCGGUGACGCCGGAGGGGGAGGAGGAGGUGUUCUACGUGGUGUCGCUGCUGUUCUCGGCGGUGGCGAACGACGUGGCGGCGCUGGAGGCGCAGAACAGGAGGAUACUGAGGUUCUGCGACCUCGCCGGGAUCGGGUACAAGGCGUACCUGGCGCACUACGACAGCCGCGGCGACUGGGUGAGGCAUUUUGGCGCCAAAUGGGAUCGCUUCGUGCAGAGGAAGGACAAGUACGACCCCAAGAAGCUGCUCUCCCCUGGCCAGGACAUCUUCAACUGAUUGAUUAAUUAAUUAAUUAAUUGUUGCCUAAUUAAUUAAUUAAUUAAUUAAUUAGUUACAGCGGUUAACUUUAGUCAAAAAAUGAAAUAAACAUAAUGUUGUCGAGAACUUACUGUUGAUAAGUAGUUACUGUGACUUGAAAACAAAAGUGUGUAGCUCCUCCUCGCAUCUUGUAUGAUGGAAGGAUGAGAUGGGGGUUACAAGCAAUAAAAAAGAAGAUGAUGAAACUAGUAAUACAACUUAACGCAUGUUCCUUUGUUUGUAAAAAUGUACAACUGCCACUUAUAGUAGACGUAUCGCUGUAACAUGUUAAUGUACUUUUUCCCGCACUUCGGGUCUCCUUUUCCCUAA